AUGUACCCAUACCACAGUGCACCCUUCAUUUCCAUACUGGCAUGCUUCCUCGAGGCCGACUCAGCCACCCACGUCGCCACAGCGGCCGAGCCCAGCACCGUCCCCACCAUGGCACCGGACGGCCAUCGCCACCAUGCCCACGCCGAGCCUAACGAGCCUGACCAGCGAAGCCUGCCAGAGAGGCCCACUGCUUGCGGAAAACAAAAUCCUCUCAAGCCGGCCUCCCCUCCAUCCUUGGCCGUCACAUCGCCGCGAAUAGGUCGCCCACCGUACCCGUCCGUACCCAACCCACCCCGUCGACGUCGCAUUCGGCUUGCUCGCCUCGCCUCGCAUCGUCCUCGCCGUCUCCUCUUCUCUACUCCGCAUCUCGUACGCCUACGUACGCACGAAUACUGUCUGCUCGCUCCCACCCUCCUUUCUGCCCUCGCCGAAAACGACGAUUCGGAGAGAAAUAGAGACAGAGUGUGUGUGUGCGUGUGCAGCCUUUUUUACCCACCGGCCCCAAAGGCGAGAGCAUCGACAUCAGCAUCGGCAUUUGCAUCCUCCCACCUCAGCCUCGCCCUCCGCACCGUCACCCCAUCACGACAAGAUAUCCCGCAUACAGCUCCCCUCGCCCUACGCUUCGCCACCCCUUCUCCGUUCGUCCCUACGCAGCCUCCUCCUGCCUUUUCUCGCCAUGCGGAUUUGACGAACACCAUCGAUCCCACCUUUUGA
Messenger RNA from Drechmeria coniospora, 714 nucleotides. RefSeq lists its product as uncharacterized. The transcript is spliced from 2 exons. The coding region runs from base 1 to 714 and encodes 237 amino acids. The record is from RefSeq and is a predicted model, not a curated record. Lineage: Eukaryota; Fungi; Ascomycota; Sordariomycetes; Hypocreales; Ophiocordycipitaceae.